CGUAGAACACACCAGCGGGCCUCUCCAGCUAAACGGCUCCUUUCACUGGGAGAAAGUUGAUUCCAUUGCCUUAUCUGUCAUAGUGCUUUCCUAGUUUAUGCCUUCCCAUGGCACUGUGUGUUUCUAGGCACUUUCCCCAUCUCCAGCAUGAGCAUGGACAUGGCCUUUGACAUUAUUUACCUGUUGAGUGCUGGUGAUGGGACUUAGGGCCUUGCACAUGCUAGGCAACUGCUCUUCCACUGAGCAUGACCCAAGCACGACCAUUUUAAAACUGCAGGGUUGGUAGGUUAGCUACUCUUCUUCGUUUUACUGAAUUACUUUCUUGUCUAAGAAUGAUACUCAUUUUAAAUGGCAUAUUUAUCUCAAGAAUAUAUCAAGGAAUAUGAAGAUUUCGCUUACAUAUAUUAACAUUAAUAUAUUAUAUUCUUGUCAUAUGAAGUGGGAAUGCACAUAUAAAUUUAUUAAACUACAUAUAUUGUCAUUAAUAUAUUCUAUUCUUGCCAUAUUAAAAUGGGAGAGUAUAUGUAAAUUUGUCAAACUAUAUAUAUUUAUCAAACUACAUAUAUCAUUGAUAUAUAUUCUGUCCUUGCCAUAUUAAAAUGAGAGAGUGCAUAUGAAUUUAUUAGACUACAUAUGAACUGUUUUAACAUGCCAAUGACAUAGUUUAGAUUACAGGGCCCCCGUGAAGUUGUUGGUAAACCGUCGUUGUCGAUGGAUAGGUAGCCUUACGUUUGGUAAACUGGCUUGGUUUUCAUGUGGUGUUUAACCUACUUAAGUCUGUCCGACAGAAUGAACCAGUGAUAUAUUUGGCUCAGGUUUCAAUUUCUCAAGUUUCUCAUCGGUAACUGGGUCAGAGAGUUAGGACGGGGCAGACGCACCUGUGUGGGAGGAGAUUCAUGGGUUCCCCUCCUGCUGGUCCUCGGGCAGGUGUUUUAUGGUAGCCAGUAUUUAUGGAGUAUCCCUGUCAUGAGACAAGCUCUUCAGUAAUCAUAGGGAUUCCCAUGAUCUAGAAUAGUCUCACACAAAGCACGCAACAUCUUGCACUUUGGGAGAACCACGGACCGAGACCAUACCUAAGCAGGAACCUUAAUCCUCCAAGAACAUAGUCCUGAUAUCCCAUUUGAGGUUGGAGCGUGUUCCCCCUGCUCCCAUUACUAAGGCCAAUCCAUCCUUGGGUACAGCUGCUUAGCUGGGUUAGCAUGGCCCUUAGGUUGGGAGCUUAAAUAACCUUCUUUUGGGGGCCGUAGUGAAGCUGUUGGUAAAUAUUUGCCGGGGCCUUGGGAAUUUUCUAAAACUGUAUAUGAAAACUGACCACUCUCUCUAGAGAAGAAUCUAAGACGAAGUAGGAAUUCGUCUCUCUUACCAGAGCAGGAGGCUGGACUCUAGUUAACUCAGGGAAGGAAUUGUGCAGAGGAGGGGAGUGAAGAGGUUUAAAUUCUUAGUAGCUCUACUCAAGUGAUCAGUGGGUGAGAGACUGGGUUAAAAUGGUAGUUUUUGAACCACGGGCUUAUUGACAUCCUUGCACUGACUUUCACCAUAAGGAAGCAUUUCAGUGUGGGAAAACAUGCCUUAUGAAGUCACACAAAAAGCUGACGGGGUUAACUUGGGAGUUGUAAUGAUUUUGAAGCACACUGUUAGCCAUGUUGGGAAGGAGUAGCACCCUGAGCCAUUGGCCUUCCACAGGAAGGCAGAUGUGCGCCAAGAAAGAUCAGCAAAUAUCCAGGUGGUGGGGGCAACGCGCUUUUGCUCUCAGCACUUGGGAGGCAGAGGAACUGUGGAUCUCUGUGAGUUCGAGGCCAGACUGGUUUACAGAGCAAGAUCCAGUACAGCCAGGGUUACAUAGAGAAACCUUGCCCCCCUUUCCAUCUCCCCCCCAAAAAAAGACCAGACAUCUGUGGUCCAGACCUUGUACCUCCACCUCCUGGGCUGCACUCUAAUGGAAAGAUCACAGAUGUGGUCUUUCAGGUGUUGUUAUUUCAAGGGUUUUAAAACUUCUCCACACAGGAUUGAAUUUCAUUAGGACAUCCUUAGACAGCAAGAAGAAAGGUGGCAUCCUGGGUACUGAAGUCCUUAAGUUUUCUGACUCCUGCUGAGUGAUGUCCCAUAGUUGCCUGUAGUUUGACUCACAUGCUCUCUUGCUCUGCAGCAAGGUUGGAAACUUAGCAUGAAAUAAAUAAUUAGAUCUCAGCCUCCACAGGUGCGGAGGCAUAAAUAAUCCAAGCGCACACUGCCCGGGCAUUCCAUACCAUGGGCCAUUUAGAUUUAAUGUCCAGGCAUUCGCUCGUAACUGAAUACGUCAGAGUGCACCUCCUGCCAGGGACAGCGAGGGCUGCUAUUUCAGAGCAGCGUGCUAGCCUGUCUGCUGGAAGGCUGCCUCCACCCUCUGACGCUGCUAGAGAGACCCUUUGGCUGGCUUAGUCGCUGAGAAAGUUCACUAGCCCCCGACCUAGUACAGAGGCUGGAACCCAUAAUGGAGACCUCUUGUGGUUGAAGGAAGUAGGGGAAUCUAUUAAAGGAAGAACCCAGCUAAUGGCCCAUUUAACCAGAGCCGUAUGGAGAAGUGGACAAGUUCACGGAUGGACAGGGAUUUAAAAAUCUUUACUCUCAGAGUCAUGUGUUUGAACCUGAGACCAUGUGACUGUUGGGGAGUGACCGAAAGUGGGUGUCGUUUUUCUGCUUCAACAGCAAAUCCCGUGAAGGGCACUCAGAGGUAGCAAUUCCUUUUCUGGUAAGCAAAGGUGAGAGUACAACUGUUGGCUGUAAGUCUGUCUGCACCGUUCAUGUGGCUGUGCACUGGGCACGAUCUAGUGAGUUUGUCAAGUGUGCCAAGGCGACUGCACCGUGAUGCUCUGUGCUUCCAGAGCAUGCGCAUGCCUGGCCAGUGCCAUUGACAGCGGAUCCUGGGAACAGCAGCAGCUAUGGCAUGGGUGCUGCCAAGCUCCUGGAUAAGAGCCCCUUCUCGGUCAAUAACCAGAACCCUCUGCUCACGUCGCCAGCCAGCGUCCAGCUGGCCCAGAUACAGGCUCAGCUCACCCUCCAUCGGCUGAAGAUGGCACAGACCGCAGUCACCAACAACACUGCAGCGGCCACGGUUCUGAACCAAGUCCUCUCCAAAGUGGCCAUGUCCCAGCCUCUCUUCAACCAGCUCCGGCAUCCGUCUGUGCUCGGCACCGCACAUGGCCCUACUGGGGUGUCCCAGCAUGCUGCCUCGGUUCCCAGCGCUCACUUCCCCUCAACCGCAAUCGCCUUUUCGCCCCCAAGCCAGACAGGAGGCCCAGGGCCUUCUGUGAGCCUCCCCAGCCAGCCCCCCAAUGCUAUGGUAGUUCAUACCUUCAGUGGAGUGGUACCUCAGACCCCUGCCCAGCCAGCUGUCAUCCUUAGCCUUGGGAAGGCUGGGCCUACACCGGCUACUACAGGGUUCUAUGACUAUGGCAAAGCCAACUCCGGCCAAGCGUAUGGUUCUGAAACGGAGGGCCAGCCAGGCUUCUUGCCAGCCUCGGCCUCAGCCACAGCAUCAGGCAGUAUGACCUAUGAAGGGCACUAUAGCCACACAGGGCAGGAUGGCCAACCUGCCUUUUCUAAAGACUUCUAUGGACCCAAUGCCCAAGGGCCACACAUAGCAGGUGGAUUUCCAGCUGAUCAGACUGGGAGCAUGAAGGGAGACGUUGGUGGGCUGUUGCAAGGCACCAACAGCCAGUGGGAGAGGCCCCCUGGAUUCUCAGGCCAAAACAAGCCCGAUAUUACAGCGGGACCCAGUUUGUGGGCUCCACCUGCCAGCCAGCCUUAUGAGCUCUAUGACCCUGAAGAGCCUACCUCAGACAGGGCCCCUCCUGCCUUUGGGUCUCGGCUUAACAACAGCAAGCAGGGAUUCGGCUGCUCUUGCCGAAGGACAAAGGAGGGACAGGCUGUGCUGUCCGUGAGGCCCCUGCAGGGUCAUCAACUGAACGAUUUCCGAGGCUUGGCUCCACUCCACCUACCACAUAUCUGCAGCAUCUGUGACAAGAAGGUGUUUGACUUGAAGGACUGGGAGCUACAUGUGAAAGGGAAGCUGCAUGCCCAGAAAUGCCUGCUCUUCUCAGAAAGUGCUGGCCUCCGGAGUAUACGUGCUUCAGGAGAGGGGACACUGUCUGCCUCUGCUAACAGCACAGCUGUUUAUAACCCCACUGGAAACGAGGAUUAUACCUCAAAUCUUGGAACAUCAUAUGCAGCCAUUCCAACGAGGGCCUUUGCUCAGUCAAACCCCGUGUUUCCUUCAGCUUCCUCUGGGACAAGUUUUGCAGCACAGAGGAAAGGCGCUGGACGGGUAGUGCACAUCUGCAAUCUCCCGGAGGGCAGCUGCACGGAGAAUGACGUCAUUAACCUGGGGCUGCCCUUUGGCAAGGUCACUAAUUACAUCCUCAUGAAGUCAACUAAUCAGGCUUUCUUGGAGAUGGCUUACACAGAAGCCGCCCAGGCUAUGGUCCAGUACUACCAAGAAAAGCCUGCGAUUAUCAAUGGCGAGAAGUUACUCAUUCGCAUGUCCACCAGAUACAAGGAAUUGCAGCUGAAGAAACCUGGGAAAAAUGUGGCUGCUAUCAUCCAAGACAUCCAUUCCCAGAGGGAGAGGGACAUGCUCCGGGAAGCUGACAGGUAUGGUCCAGAGCGGCCACGUUCUCGAAGUCCAAUGAGCCGAUCACUCUCCCCAAGAUCCCAUAGUCCCCCAGGCCCCUCUCGGGCUGACUGGGGCAAUGGCCGUGACUCCUACGCGUGGAGAGACGAGGAUCGAGAGACUGUCCCCAGGAGGGAGAACGGGGAAGACAAAAGAGACAGGUUGGAUGUUUGGGCACAUGACCGGAAACACUAUCCUAGGCAGCUGGACAAAGCUGAGUUGGAUGAGCGACUCGAAGGAGGGAGGGGCUACCGGGAAAAGUACUUGAAGUCAGGGUCUCCCGGCCCACUCCAUUCUGUGUCUGGCUACAAAGGCCGGGAAGAUGGCUACCAUCGAAAAGAGCCUAAAGCCAAGUUGGACAAAUACCCAAAGCAGCAGCCGGAUGUGCCAGGAAGAUCCAGAAGGAAAGAAGAGGCGAGACUACGGGAGCCCAGACACCCUCACCCAGAGGAUUCCGGCAAGGCAGAGGAUCUGGAGCCCAAGAUCACGCGGGCCCCUGACGGUACCAAGUCCAAGCAAAGUGAGAAAAGUAAAACCAAGAGAGCCGACAGAGACCAAGAAGGAGCUGACGACAAAAAAGAAAGCCAACUGGCCGAGAAUGAGGCUGGAGCUGAGGAACAGGAAGGCAUGGUGGGCAUACAGCAGGAAGGGACAGAGUCCUGUGAUCCAGAAAACACAAGGACAAAGAAGGGACAAGACUGUGACAGUGGGAGUGAACCCGAGGGGGACAACUGGUACCCCACCAACAUGGAGGAGUUGGUCACAGUGGACGAAGUAGGCGAGGAAGAUUUCAUCAUGGAACCAGACUUACCAGAGCUGGAAGAAAUUGUGCCUAUUGACCAGAAAGACAAAACCCUCCCUAAAAUAUGUACCUGUGUAACGGCCACCUUAGGUUUGGACUUGGCCAAAGAUUUCACCAAGCAGGGAGAGACCCUAGGGAACGGAGACGCAGAACUCAGCCUGAAGCUGCCCGGACAAGUGCCGUCUACUUCCGCAAGCUGUCCCAAUGACACGGACCUGGAGAUGCCUGGCCUAAAUCUGGAUGCUGAGCGGAAGCCAGCUGAAAGCGAGACAGGCCUCUCACUGGAGGUCUCAAAUUGCUACGAGAAGGAGGCAAGAGGAGAGGAGGACUCAGAUGUGAGUCUGGCCCCUGCAGUGCAGCAAAUGUCCUCCCCCCAGCCAGCAGAUGAGCGGGCCCGGCAGUCCAGCCCUUUUCUCGAUGACUGCAAGGCCAGGGGGUCCCCAGAAGAUGGGUCUCAUGAAGCCAGCCCCCUGGAAGGAAAAGCCAGCCCACCUACUGAAAGCGACCUCCAAAGCCAGGCUUGCCGAGAAAACCCCAGGUACAUGGAAGUGAAAUCUCUGAACGUGAGAUCGCCAGAAUUCACCGAAGCGGAGCUGAAAGAGCCCCUUUCUUUGCCUUCCUGGGAACCGGAGGUGUUCAGUGAACUUAGCAUUCCUCUAGGAGUGGAGUUCGUGGUUCCCAGGACUGGCUUUUAUUGCAAGCUGUGUGGCCUGUUCUACACAAGCGAGGAGGCGGCCAAAGUGAGCCACUGCCGCAGCACUGUCCACUACAGGAACUUACAGAAGUACCUGUCUCAGCUGGCAGAGGAGGGCCUGAAGGAGACGGAGGGGACAGACAGCCCAAGCCCCGAGCGUGGUGGGAUUGGUCCACACUUGGAAAGGAAGAAGCUAUGAUAUCGGCGCUGCCACCGUCUCUGGAAGAUGGAUGGGAAGCCUGCUGAACUAAGGCCAGCCUGGCCUCAGGCACAGAACUGAGACCAGAGAGGACGGAGAGCCAGGCAGGACAUGGUGCUUGGGCUUGCAGAACAGGCUGAAGUCUCUGGGAGCUGGGCUCACCCUUCCGGGCCCAGCCACCGAGGGUGACCAGCUUCCUGUGGGUUCCUGGUUCUUUUAGUCUGUUUUUCCUCUCUCCCUCUCACCUAUCCCUUCUGUGCCAAAGUUCAUUUCCUUUUCAUAAAAUCCAGCUUCUCAGGGAUUGUCACUGUGUUUCAAGAUUUGAUUGGAUGUGGUAGGUCGGUCGAUGAGGCUGGGUCACUCAAGGAGUAAGUUUAAUGGAAGGCCUUGACUUAGUCACUUCAGUGCACCUGCGGUGGCCUUGCAACCUGGUUUCUGUGGGUCCCAAGGGUAGGAGAGCUGAGUCAGGUUCUGUGCAACCAAGGAAUCGCUUGGCAGAGGUGGAAGUGGUUUCACUAGGAUUUCCUCCAGGUGGAUCCCGCCAUUUUGAAAAGGCAUCUUUGUCUUUUGUUUCAGUCUCAGACGAGUGCUGGGAGCCGAACCCAGAAGCUUGUACAUUCUAAACAGGCGCUCUACCACCGAGCUAUAGAUGCCAGGCCAGAACGUCCCAGGGUUUUGUUUGGAGACAGGGCCCAUGCAGUCCAGUUUGUCUUUAGUUUCCUCUGGAGCCAAGGUUAUCCUGAACACCUCAUCUUCCUGCCUCUACCUCUUGAGUGUUGUGAUCACAGGUACCGUUCUGGAGGUGAAACCCAGGGCUUCCAGCACAAGAGGCAAGCAUACCCCUAUUUUUAGGAAGCCAUUCAUCCUCAUCCUUGGCUAUUCUAGAAAAAUCACUGGGCUAAUGCCUUAAUGUGUUAUUAUACCAUAUUGUAGUAGUCAUGUAUUACUACACAUUAUUAAUAAUAAAUUCAUAUUUAUUUUGUGAAGCAAAGAAGAGCCCAACAGUAAAGAAGCUCUGAUAGAUUCAAUCCAAACUUCUCAGUUGGAGGAUGGUUUGGGAUUUGUUCUAUCCAGGACAGUGAAUUUGGUAUAGAUUCACUUUAAUUAAACUUGAGGCCAGCCAUGCCUUCUCAAGGAGGAGAUAGAUGGCGGGCCUACAGCGCAUGCUGACCUCUGACCUCUGCACUGCUGACCAGCAUCAGCUUAACCCAGGAACAAGGGACUGGCAUCUGACCUUCCUUCAUCCUUGGUGCCUCUACUUUGGGGUAGUUGGUAUUAGAAUGAUUUGAAAAUGCUCUCCCAAUCGAAGGAGAAACUAGGACACUUGGCUUGCUUGGUUCUUGUAGGUAGGGGUAGGGGAUGGAGGGACUGCUGAUGCCAACUUGGAGGUUAAAACGAUAGAAAGAACUGGUCCCUGAUUCCCAGUGGGGUCAGUACCCCCGUCCCGUGUGGGCUGUAGGGUCUUAGUGGAAGGUCUUAGGACAGGGGUACUAUAAGAUAUGAACUCCACUAGUGCCACAGAACAGACCCCAGUGUCAAAGAGAGCCUGGCACUGUCUUCACAGGUGGACACGCCUCCUUGAAGGGGCCCUCCAUGUGGAUGGUUUGCUUAUAUGGUCGCCUGUUUAUGUUCCCAAGCAAAGGAAGGUAGUUUAGAUAGGGAGCAUGCCUCCCCCCCCUCCCCUUAUAUUCCAUUCUAGACUCUGCACAAACGGAAGGGCGAUAGAGAAAUGAUUUAGUUCAGCGCUGACAUUUUACCAGUGAGGAAGCUGGGGCACAGAAAGGAACGGGGCAUAGAACCUAAAAUAACCCUGUGUCCACUUUGAGGCCAGUGGUUCCUGGGCAGGAGAGAACUAUUGGAAUCUAUGAAGGAGGAGUUAAGGCAAAGAGGGGCCAGUCUGGAAAGGAGUGACAGGAAGCUGGGGCUUCAGGAAGAUGUAACCCGUCCCCUGGUGGAUCCCACAGGAGGUGACCCAGAGCUGUAGUCAUGAGCAAAGUCUCUUCUGAUUCUCAGAAAACCUUUGACCUCUGGAACAACUGCUGGCCACAUCCCUAAAUUCAUUAGCACCUCCAUCAGAAGCUGGGCGCUUGAUCUUCCAGCAGAGUGAGGCAGACCUCCCAACCCCACUGGCUACUCUGUUAAAGCCUUUGUACGGAAAGCCACACGGCCCAGUUCUCAAGCAGUAAGAUGGUUCCCUUGGUUGUAAAUCGACCUUCAUAUUAGCAAAACCGAAGGGUGAAAGAAAUGGCAGUCUCCUUUACAUUUAAAGUCAUGGAUGGUUCUAUAUGUGUGUGCGUGUACAUAUAUACAUAUAUAUUUUUAUAUAAUUCCAUGGUCCUUGCAUUUUUUUUUACUCCUGUGUGUGUGUUCCAUGCAUCAUAGUAUUGAAGACAACCAGGAAAAUAUUUAUUUCUUUUUUAAAACAUGAAUUCAGUGUCUCAUCAGUCAUUACAAAGUGUCUCUCCCUGAGGUGGCUCAUGAAAGGUUGCUACCUUAUACAAAGAAUUCAUUUGCACCCUGGAUUAAUGUGUCAGAAGGCCUGUGUCCUUUAGUGUCACUGUCAGCACCUGGUGGUACUCCAGGUGGCACACCCAGAGGCUUUUGUGAGCUUUUGCUAUGAGCAGCAGCCAUUAGCGGUCAGGCUUCCCAUUCUUGGACAGUCCGAGGCGGUGAUCUUUAAGAUUAUACUUGAACUGGACCAGAGAUUGUUUUUGUGAGAUUUUGAAAACCAGAACUAUUAGUUAAUUUAAGUUUGAACUUGUAAAGUAUUAGAAUAUUUUGAGUCUCUUAUAUAAAUUGUCACCACUUUUUCUGAUCUCUAUAACUGACCUAAAGUGUUUGUUUUUACAAAAGGAUAAAUGGUUUUUAAUAAAGAGAAUUUGAAAGCUUGUGA
Molecule: messenger RNA, 9236 nt
Organism: Mus musculus (house mouse)
Lineage: Eukaryota; Metazoa; Chordata; Mammalia; Rodentia; Muridae
Gene: Rbm20
Product: RNA binding motif protein 20
Exons: 14
Coding region: 2924-6343 (1139 amino acids)
Biological process (GO): regulation of mRNA splicing, via spliceosome; negative regulation of mRNA splicing, via spliceosome; regulation of alternative mRNA splicing, via spliceosome
Cellular component (GO): nucleus; cytoplasmic ribonucleoprotein granule
Molecular function (GO): zinc ion binding; splicing factor binding; nucleic acid binding
Source: RefSeq, a predicted model, not a curated record